Messenger RNA from Tribolium madens (black flour beetle), 3037 nucleotides. RefSeq names its product microsomal triglyceride transfer protein large subunit (gene Mtp). Gene Ontology annotation, molecular function: lipid binding. Gene Ontology annotation, biological process: lipoprotein metabolic process; lipid transport. Gene Ontology annotation, cellular component: basolateral plasma membrane; Golgi apparatus; endoplasmic reticulum. Bases 323 to 2965 code for a protein of 880 amino acids. The transcript is spliced from 7 exons. Lineage: Eukaryota; Metazoa; Arthropoda; Insecta; Coleoptera; Tenebrionidae. The record is from RefSeq and is a predicted model, not a curated record.
UGUGGGUGAUUUUCCACGGUGAAUUACCUUCAAGAGCAUAGAAAUCCGGUUUGUCGCAGUGCCCACUUGCGUAUUCUCUUCAGAGACACGGUCAGUGUGCCUCCAACUCGCGCUAAAAUAACUCAAUUCGAAUCGUUUCAUGCAAAAUGCAAUCGCGGAAGUGUUAGCCUUGCAAAAUAUGUUUGUUUUUUCUAAAAUCCUGGGUAUAAAAUGAGCCGGCAACAAGCCAGAGUGAUUGAUAACUGGAUGAUAAGAAUUCACACUUUGACCCCGAGCUGAGAUAACUCCAAGAAAUGUUCAGUGACAAUUAUUAGGUGCAAAAAUGUUGACUCUGUACAUGGUGGUUGCGUGGCUUAUAGGAAUUUGCUACGGCUUUGUGCUGAUUUCGUCAGCAGCGGGCCAAAAUGACGUAAAUUUAUUCCAACUUGGGGAAAAAUCAGUUUAUAAACUACACUCAACCGUUCUCCUAAAUGAAAAAACAGGAAGCGGUAAAAAUGUAGGGUUUUUUAUUACGGGGGACGUUCUAGUUCAUAGUAUUUGGGGCGAGGGUGAGGAAAAAUUACUCAAAUUUGAGCUUAAAGCUCCCCAACUGCAUAUUCGGUCAAGAAAAGCUCCCUCCCCCGAUGGUUUCAUUCAACAUUCGUCCAAACUGGAGGAAUUCUCUUUAAAACCAUUCUAUGUAACGUGGCGUAGUGGAAAAAUUGGUAAAAUUUUGCUCCCAAAAGACGAACCCAAAUCUUUGGCUAACUUCAAAAAAGGAAUUGCAAGUCUAUUCCAGUUCCAAAUCCUAGACGUGGAAACCACCGAAAAUGACGCUUCUGGUUCGUGCAAAACCAUUUACCAAACCAUUGACACAACGAAAUUCCGAAAAAUUAAAACCAAUUGUAUUUCUUCCGACUUUCCUUUUGUCAAAACCAUCCAUCCUAUUCUGGAUGUCCUUGUCACCUCCUCGAGACAAGUGACGUACGAAAUGGACCCCAAACUAAGUCACAUAAAGGCCAUCUAUGCCAAAGAAUCACACACCAUGGUUUUGUCAGUGAAAGAAGACCUUGGCAGUGUUAUAGAAGCAGAUCAAAUCUUGAAUCAUGUGAAAAAUGAGAAAACUGAACCUCUCCGGGGACCAACACUCGAAUCAGUUCUUGAUUUAGUCUCUCCAGGACACACCGAAGACACUCUUCUAUUACAAAAAGAAGAAAGUGAUGAUGAUGGCAAAACGUUCCCAAAUCUUGUUAACGAGCUUAGAGACAACAUUGCAGGACAACAUUUAGGAAGCCUGCUUUCGGCAAAAUCAUUUUUGCGACUGUUAGAAGGCGCAAGGAAGGCAACUAAAGACGAAAUAGCCAAAGUUUUGGGAUCCAAGAAAAAUCAGAAGAUUUUGCCACAAAUUUACGAUAUUCUUGGCUAUGUGCAAACACCAGAAGCCCACGCUAGUGUUUUAAAGAAGCUCCAUUUUGACAAAGAGGACCAUCUAGACUUGAGUGAACGCUACUUGUGGUCACUUUCACUCUCCACACAUCCUAAUCCCGAAAUUUUAAAAGACCUUCUAGACAGACACCGAAAAAAUGACAAUUACCCAGAAAAAGUCAAAGAAACUUUAGUUCUUACUAUUGCACAAAUGGCAAAUGUGAUUCAAGUUUCAAACCCUGAAGAACGCAAGAUUGUGCGAAGCGUGGAAGAAAUAAUUGUUAACAAUUUGAACUAUGCUAAAGGUGAAGACCGAUUCAAGUUUUUGCGAGCCUUAAAAAAUCUCAAAAGUGUCACAACCAUCCCCCUUUUAGUGAAGAUAAUAGAAGAAGGGACGUUCAGAGAAGGAGUUCUUGCAUUCAAAGCAAUAAAAUCUCUCGGUCCUUCUUUGUGGACCGCGGAUAUAUACAGAGUAGCGCGGAAAACAUUUUUGCAACUUGACCGGAAGUACGACACUAGUGCUAGAACCAUUGCCGCUGAUAUUCUUCUAGAAGCACAACCUAGUGACAGUCUUUUGAAAGACUUCUUGUACUACCUGAAAAUCAACGACUCUAGUGUUGAAGUCAAACAAUACGUCAUGCAGCGUCUCCAAAUGUUAUCAGAUGAGGACCAAAACUUCAACCAAAGAUUCACUCAAUUCAUUAAGUCUGAUGCAAGUUUAAAUAAUUAUGAAGCUUUGGCACCUUAUGGCCUCUCGACUGCUUUAAAACGCACGUUUUUGAAGAGUCCCUCGAGCAAUGGAAGCCUUCUGACACUUCAAGAAAUCUUCGGCGGGAUUGUCAAACGAGGAAUCGUCAAUGUCAUGAUGGAUAAAGACAGUCAAAGUAGAGAAAUGUUCAGUUUGGGAAUUUUCGCUGGUGGUUUAAGUAAUUUGGUCGGUGGUGAAGUGGAAGGUGACGAGGAAACGGCUACUGCUGGCAUGGAACUCACAAUUAUGGAUACCCAAAUCCGUCCUUUUGUUUUUUUCAACGGCCAGAGUGAAUUGAUGGGUCAUGUGUGGUCGGGAACGGCUUCAGAGCGUACUACUGCCUUCCAAGCCCUUAUUUUAUUGCAAGACCAUUUAGAGUUUAUCAGAUUGGGGCCAGGCUUUGUGGCUGAACUCAAUUUGAAAGGGGGUUUGUCCUUUGACUUGUCUGGAAACAUCGAAAUAUCGCUGUGGGGGCGUACUGCUGAUUCCAACGUUGAAAAAUCGGCAGGGAUUGUAACUAAUGGGCUGAUUGCAAUUGACACGUCUUUUGUGAGGUCUCAGAUCGAGUUCAGUGCCUCAAUUGAACCAAAAUUGAAUCUCAAAUCAGAUAUAGAUUUUUCAGGAAACAUGAAUUUAUGUAUGAGAGUCACUCAACCUGAUUCUAUCUUCAGACACAACAUUUACAAAAUCGAAAGAAUCCCAGGAAGUAAACACAAGAUGAGAAUCGCCAAGUAUAAGAAAGUGUUAAUCCCCGGAACGACGUAUUCCCUAAAUAGGAAAAACAAUGAAAUGUGUAGUGCUAUGUUUAGUUAAGUUUUACCAAGUGCUGUGUUAAACUCGUGCUCAAAUGUCAUAAUUUUCACAAUAUAUUUAUUACCAAAAUUA